This is a messenger RNA of Nicotiana tabacum (common tobacco), 360 nucleotides long. The record is from RefSeq and is a predicted model, not a curated record. Lineage: Eukaryota; Viridiplantae; Streptophyta; Magnoliopsida; Solanales; Solanaceae.
AUGCUUUGCGGUGUACCUGAAUUGAUAAUUGGCCCUGAUUAUCUGUUAACCACAAAAUUAGGAAAAGUCAUUAAAAUUGGGGCUGAGAGGUGUCGUUGUCCUGAGGUCCUCUUCCAGCCAUCAUUGGUUGGAAUGGAAGCAACAGGAAUUCAUGAAAAAGCCUACAACUCAAUCAUGAGAUGUGAUGUUGAUAUUAGGAAAGAUUUAUUUUCAAAUAUUGUGAUUGGUGGUGGUACAACAGAAUGUAUGAGCAAGGAAAUCACUGCUCUUGCUCCAAGCAGCAUAAAGAUCGGUGUGGUUGUACCACCUGAGAGGAAGUACAGCGCCUGGAUUGGGGGAUCAAAGCGCUUGCCUCUGUAG